Molecule: messenger RNA, 798 nt
Organism: Exserohilum turcica Et28A
Lineage: Eukaryota; Fungi; Ascomycota; Dothideomycetes; Pleosporales; Pleosporaceae
Exons: 2
Biological process (GO): protein phosphorylation
Cellular component (GO): EKC/KEOPS complex; nucleus; cytosol
Molecular function (GO): protein serine/threonine kinase activity; ATP binding
Source: RefSeq, a predicted model, not a curated record
CACACGCCCCCACCGCCCUUUACGCCCUCAACCCUCACGCCACUCACCCAAGGCGCCGAAGCCCUCGUCUACAAAACCAGCUUCCUCACCCCCAAUACACCCGCGAUCCUCAAGUACCGGCCGCCGAAACCAUAUCGCCACCCGGUGCUCGAUCGCCGCCUCACGCGACAGCGGCUGCUGGCGGAAGCGCGGGGCCUCGUGCGUGUGCGGAGAGACGGCGUUAAUGUACCGCGAGUGCUGGGCGCGGACUGGGAUGCGGGCUGGAUUGUUAUGGAGUUUGUUGAGGGAAGGACGGUGAGGCGCGUGUUGGAUGAGUGGGUUGCUUCUGAAACAAGAAAAGGGAAACAGGAAGAAGACGAAGAAGAAGAAGAAGAAGAAGAAGAAGACAUUCUCAAUCUCAUGCGCAGAGUAGGUGCUCAAAUCGGAAAGCUACAUGCCCUGGGUGUAUGUCACGGAGACUUGACAACGAGUAAUAUCAUGUUGCGCUCUCCUCCUUCCCCUUCCCCUUCUCCUUCUCCCUCAACCACUUCCCCAUCUACCCCCUCACUACAAGGCGCCAUCUACCUCAUCGACUUUGGCCUAACCAGCACCUCCAUCGCCGACGAAGACAAAGCCGUCGAUUUGUACGUUCUCGAGCGCGCUUUUAGCGCCACGCAUCCCGCUGCCGAGCCGCUGUUCCAAGAGGUGCUGCGCGCAUAUGGCGUCUCGGGGAAAGAUGGGGGCAAGGCGGCGCGAAGGGUGUUGAAGAGACUCGAGGGCGUGAGGUUGAGGGGCCGGAAGAGGAGUAUGCUUGGGUAA